UUUAAAAACCGAGAUUUUAAUUUGGCGAGUCUAAAAAUUUUAUGAUCUUACGAAAUAAUUCAAUUCAAUAAUAAAACAAUGUCAAUAACUCAAGCUUCAAGAGCAAAGCUCUCGCGGUGUUUAAAAGGAAUAAUAUUGCCUCACAUAACACAGUCAUCAUGCUGUUAUUCAGAAAGUGCAAACACAAAAUCAGGAGCAAGGAAAGGAAAAACACCAGCUGGAAAAUUUGAUGAUAAACUUGAAUUAAAAUCUGAAGUGCAAGAACCUCAAACCCAAGGAGAGAAAGAACCUUUAGAACGAUUUCCAGACAAUAUUAACCCAAUUACUGGUGAAGUGGGAGGACCAAGAGGCCCUGAACCUACUAGAUUCGGUGAUUGGGAGAGAAAGGGACGAGUUACAGACUUCUAAUGAUCUGUGUAUUUAUACUCAAUCAUAUGAUUUACUGAUUGUAUGUAUACAAAUAAAAUUACUAUUUAUUUAAAAUUGA
Physella acuta is the source of this 487-nucleotide messenger RNA. Its product is annotated as succinate dehydrogenase assembly factor 4, mitochondrial. Gene Ontology annotation, cellular component: mitochondrion. Lineage: Eukaryota; Metazoa; Mollusca; Gastropoda; Physidae. Gene Ontology annotation, biological process: mitochondrial respiratory chain complex II assembly. The record is from RefSeq and is a predicted model, not a curated record.